UAUGACUCAGCGCUACCAUCAGUUGAUAAAAGGGCUGUUGUUGUUGAUCACAGAAGUAGAACUGCGAGGUCAUUGUGCUGGCUGGGAGAGUUGUCAUUUGCUCAGCACAGAUAGUUUACCUGCAGCUGUAUAAUGAAGAUUCUGUACCUGUGUCUGUUUGCCGGACUUGCUUUGACAAAUGACGCCCUUAUUCGAAUUCCGUUAAAUAAAUUCCGUUCCAUUAGACGUCAACUAACCGACUCUGGAAGAAAAGCUGAGGAGCUUUUGGCUGGGCAACACUCCCUUAAGUACAACUUUGGCUUCCCAUCCAGCAAUGGGCCCACUCCAGAGACCCUGAAGAACUACCUUGAUGCCCAGUACUAUGGAGAGAUUGGCCUGGGAACCCCUGCACAGCCCUUCACUGUGGUGUUUGACACAGGCUCUUCCAACCUGUGGGUACCCUCAAUACACUGCUCCUUCACUGACAUUGCCUGUCUACUUCACCACAAGUAUAAUUCUGCCAAGUCCAGCACAUAUGUGAAGAAUGGAACUGCUUUUGCCAUCCAGUACGGCUCUGGUAGUCUGUCUGGAUACCUCAGCCAGGACACAUGCACGAUUGGUGACCUAUCGAUUGAGAAACAGGUGUUUGGGGAGGCCAUCAAGCAGCCUGGGGUUGCCUUCAUCGCAGCCAAAUUCGACGGCAUCCUGGGCAUGGCCUACCCGCGCAUCUCUGUGGAUGGCGUGGACCCCGUCUUUGACAACAUCAUGAGCCAGAAGAAAGUGGAGCAGAACAUCUUUUCCUUCUACCUGAACAGGAACCCUGAUACCGAGCCUGGUGGUGAGCUACUGCUGGGAGGAACCGACCCCAAAUUCUACAGCGGAGACUUCCACUACCUCAACAUCAGCCGCCAGGCCUACUGGCAAAUCCACAUGGAUAGUAUGGAUGUGGGAAGCCAGCUGGCCCUGUGCAAGAGUGGCUGCGAGGCUAUUGUUGACACCGGCACGUCCCUCAUCACCGGCCCCGCGGCUGAGGUCAAGGCUCUGCAGAAGGCCAUUGGAGCCACCCCGCUCAUUCAGGGAGAGUACAUGGUGAACUGUGACAAGAUCCCAACCCUUCCCAUCAUCACUUUUAACCUGGGUGGACAGGCCUACACUUUGACCGGAGAGCAGUAUGUACUCAAGGAGACCCAGGCGGGCAAGACCAUCUGUCUGAGUGGAUUCAUGGGUCUGGAUAUCCCUGCUCCGGCUGGGCCCCUGUGGAUCCUGGGGGAUGUAUUCAUUGGCCAGUACUACACCGUCUUUGACCGUGAUAAUGACAGAGUGGGCUUUGCCAAAUCCAAAUAAUCUUAAUGCUCAAGAGAAGCAAAGUUCUUCGGUACGCAAUGCGUUUUUUUUUUUUUUUUUUUUGACAAGAUCAAAAUUGCGAAGUAUCUAUGCUACACAAGCGCUUGUUGCUUUUAAGAUCUGGAGUAGCAAUAGUUUUGUGUAGAUUUAAAAUGCACUGAAC
Osmerus eperlanus (European smelt) is the source of this 1486-nucleotide messenger RNA. RefSeq names its product cathepsin D (gene ctsd). Gene Ontology annotation, molecular function: aspartic-type endopeptidase activity. NCBI's taxonomy places the organism in Eukaryota, Metazoa, Chordata, Actinopteri, Osmeriformes, Osmeridae. Bases 133 to 1323 code for a protein of 396 amino acids. The transcript has 9 exons. Gene Ontology annotation, biological process: proteolysis. The record is from RefSeq and is a predicted model, not a curated record. Gene Ontology annotation, cellular component: lysosome.